Molecule: messenger RNA, 2134 nt
Organism: Exophiala oligosperma
Lineage: Eukaryota; Fungi; Ascomycota; Eurotiomycetes; Chaetothyriales; Herpotrichiellaceae
Product: methionine-tRNA ligase
Exons: 2
Coding region: 91-2019 (642 amino acids)
Biological process (GO): methionyl-tRNA aminoacylation
Molecular function (GO): methionine-tRNA ligase activity; ATP binding
Source: RefSeq, a predicted model, not a curated record
GGAAGAUCACUCGGACUGCGGACUGAUCGUAUUCGAACGAACAUCUUAGGCUCUGAAUACCACGAGCAAAUAUAUCGAACCGGCAGCACCAUGCUUGCCCUGGAGCAGCGUGCUCGGAGCUUCUUUCUCCAGUGUCGAGCCUCCGCCGCACGGUGCAAGUACCAAUCCUCCUUCGCCAUCAAUCGAUCGUUCCCACGACGCGCUUUCGCAACGGUCGAGCCUCUGCUCGACGACACCGACAAGAAGAAGAAGCCUUACUAUGUGACUUCGCCCAUCUUCUACGUCAACUCAGCUCCUCACGUCGGUCACUUGUACACGCUUGUCCUCACGGACGUACUGAAACGAUGGGCGAAACUCUGCGGCGACGAAAGGGCCACGCUCCUGACGGGCACCGACGAGCAUGGCAUGAAGAUACAAAAGGCGGCGCAGCGGGCGAACACUGACGUGAAGCUCUUCUGCGACCGUCACGCGGAGCAGUUCAAGGCGCUCUGCGACGCCGCCAACAUCAGCUACGACCGGUUCAUCCGGACCACCGACGCCGACCACAAGGGGGUGGUGGAGCACGUCUGGAGCGAGCUCAACCACGGAGGCUACAUCUACGAGGCGAGCCACGAGGGGUGGUACUGCGUGAGCGACGAGACCUUCUACCCCGAAACGCAGGUCCAGAGGAUCCUCGACCCUUCGACCGGCGACACCAAGAUCGUCUCGAUGGAGACGGGGAAGGAGGUGGAAUGGACCUCGGAGACCAACUACCAUUUCAGGUUGUCCGCCUUUCGGGAUGCCCUGCUCGAACACUACGCGAAGAACCCGACCACCAUCGUCCCCAAACAACGCAUGGCGUUGGUGAUGAAGGAGAUUGAGAGUGGGCUCAGCGACCUCUCCGUAUCGAGACCCUCGUCUCGCCUGUCGUGGGGGAUUCCGGUGCCCGGCGACGACAGCCAGACGAUAUACGUGUGGCUGGAUGCGCUGUUGAACUACCUGACAAUGACCGGCUACCCGUUUGGUGGUCGUGGCGCGGACAAGCCUGGUUCGAUGUGGCCGCCCGACUGCCAGGUCAUCGGCAAGGACAUCAUUCGGUUCCACACCAUCUACUGGCCCGCUUUCCUGAUGGCCCUGAAACUCCCCCUGACCGGGAAGUUUCUGUCCCACGCCCACUGGACGAUGAACAACGAAAAGAUGUCCAAAUCCUCCGGCAACGGGGUCAAUCCGUUUCUCGCCAUGGACAGGUACGGGGUCGACGCCAUAAGGUUCUACAUGGCGUACCACGGCGGGAUCGUCGAUGACGCCAUGUACGAGAAUUCUCGAGUUGCCGGGACGUACAAUCACAUCUUGAAGGACGGUUUUGGCAAUUUACUCCAGCGAGUAUUCAAGAGUAAGCAGUUCAACGUUCAAGAAUCCGUCAGGCUCGUCGCGGAAGACGCCAAGGGCUUUUCCGAUUUCUUUGCUGCCGAAGACCAGAGUCUCGAUGAUGGCGACAACGCAGGUGGUGGUGGUGGAGGAGGAGGAGGAGGAGGAGGAGGAGGAGGAGGAGACCUCCAGACGUUAGGCGAAAACAUCCGAACCCUCAACAGGCAGUUGGCGGUGGUACGGGAACGGACGGACAAGGCCAUGAGGGAACCCAACCCGAGGACGGCGGCUCACCACAUCGUCGAGCUGAUCAGAAACACCAACAAGUUCUUCCACAACGCGGCCCUCUGGGGCCGUGUGAACAGCACCGACCCCGACGAGCUCCGGCUGUGCCACUACGGCGUCUACGUGAGCGCCGAGUCGAUCCGGAUCACCGCGAUCCUCCUACAGCCGUUCAUGCCGGGGCGGAUGAAGGUGGCCCUCGACAUGAUGGAGGUGGAAGACUCCAAGAGGACGUUCGCGCACGCCCGGGUCGGCGCCGACCUGACCUUCGGAUGUCCACCCCCUGCACCUGCACCGCCAACUUCGCCCGACGACGACAAGAAGAAGGGGAAGAAGAAAGCAAGGUCGACGGUGCCGCAGUUGUUCCCCAUGCUGCUUUCCGACAAUUGAUUUUUUACCUACCCGGGGACAUGUUGAUCAUCCAGCCCAGCGCGCCCGUCAUACGUGCAACAUUACAAUGUAUUAUAUAUUCCGUACAUAUUUUUGAGAUGGCACUGAAUACCUG